Messenger RNA from Sphaeroforma arctica JP610, 4219 nucleotides. RefSeq lists its product as hypothetical. Gene Ontology annotation, molecular function: metalloendopeptidase activity. NCBI's taxonomy places the organism in Eukaryota, Ichthyosporea, Ichthyophonida. Gene Ontology annotation, cellular component: plasma membrane. Bases 270 to 3821 code for a protein of 1183 amino acids. Gene Ontology annotation, biological process: membrane protein ectodomain proteolysis; Notch signaling pathway. The record is from RefSeq and is a predicted model, not a curated record. The transcript is spliced from 18 exons.
CUGUAGAGCACAGAUUUCCAAACGGCAGAGAUGCAUUGGAUGCUAAUAUCGUACACCACGAGCAUGUCUCAACAUCCGACAUUCACUCGUGGAAACGGCGGUCAAAUUUUGCAAGAGGAGAAUAUUCAUCUUUGCAAACAUUCGAAAGCGCACAUGAAGUUGAAUAUCGGCUGCAAGCCUUUGACCAAGUUUUACACCUGGUGUUAAGUCCACAUGUCGAACACUCCGAUCACGUACGUCGAUCAGCAACUGCGGAUACCGAUUCGUUUAUGUACACGGGCACGCUGAGAAUGGGCGACAAAAUUGGAACUGCCAACGGCUAUAUAUAUGAUGGUCACUACCAUGGGGUGGUACGAACGGAAGAAGAAACCUAUUUCAUCGAACCUGCCCAAAAAUUCUCAAAAUACGCUGAAAGGCGAUCAGCAGAUCGUGUGAUAUACAGAGCCUCUGAUGUCCACUACACGCAUCCAAAAGGUCAGAAAUUCAAUGGCGUCGAUCUCUUCCCACCGAUCUCAGUUGUCAUGCAUCGUAACCGGCGCGAAGAAAGUAGAAGAAGAGAGGUGAGCAAAGGCACGUGCCAACUGAAGCUGGUAGCGGACCACACAUUCGCCAAUCUAUUCCCGACUGACACUGUAGCAGCCAAACACAUGUCCCUGAUUGCCUCUGAAGUAGACAACAUCUUCAGCAAAACGACAUUCUCGCUCGAUGUGCGGGUAGCUUUGUCAAAGAAUAGUCCCAUCGAUGUCUAUCCGUCAAAAGAUUCGUAUCCGGAGACACUCGCCGGACUCGGGAACGAACAACUAUCACCCACAACUCUGCUUGCCGAGUUUGCCAAAGGGGAUUGGGACGACUACUGUCUAGCACACCUCUUCACACACCGUGAACAUCACGGCAUAUUGGGCGAGUCCUACGAGGCAACUCCGAUUGAGGGAAUAUACGGUGGUAUUUGUGCGAAUAGCUCACAAUCAAGCGAGGGCCUGAAUCUCAACACUGGAAUGCACACUAAUCUGAUGUACGGUCAACCGGUUUCUCUUGCGAUUGAGAUCAUCGCCGCCACACAUUCAAUCGGACAUGGUUUUGGCGCCUCACACGAUCCCUUCCACACUGGACCGUGUCUCGGAGGCAGCAAUAACAACCGAUAUAUCAUGACGAACACCACCUUCAAUGAAGUGUCGUCAAAUAACGACGAUUUCUCAACAUGCUCUGUCGACAAUAUCAAUCAAUUACUGGAAUCUGACAAGAUGGCCGACUCCUGCCUUACCGAGGAACCGAGUAAAGUGUGCGGCAACGGCAUUGUGGAGGGUGAUGAAGAGUGUGACACCUUUGGAGCCACGAAGUGCUGUACAAAUAAAUGCGAAUUGGCGGACAAUGCUGUGUGCACGGCUAAUGAUGGUUGUUGUGAUCCAGACACGUGCGACUACGCCAAGAAAGACACGCAAUGCGCCGAGGCAACAGGCUGUAUGGCCAAGGCUGUCUGCAAUGGAAAUAACGCGAAAUGCCCAGAGCAAAAACCUGUUAAAAAUUUUACGCCGUGCGGGGCGGGCAAUGUGCUGUAUGAUGCAUGGAUCUGUAUGGACGGAAAAUGCGGUAAUGAGCUGGGAGGCAACAAAAAAGAGAAUAACCUCUGUGCGGCGUUUGAUGGGGCCGAAUCUUGUGACUGUCCACAGAAAGAGAAUGAGUGCCAGAUGUGCUGCAAAUUUCCAAGUGACGAGGGUGUUUGUCAGACAGUCGAGGACCAUUGUGCGCUCGACGGUACCACAGACAAAGCUUGCUUCGAUGGUGAUAAGUCGGUAUCGGCCUAUUUCGAAGGUGGCUAUCCUUGUGCUGAUUAUAAGGGCCAUUGCGACGGCAGGGGUACAUGCGAAAUGGCGAUCCUACCGCAGACACCCAUACGCCACCAAGUCCUGUUAGAUUCGCCGCUGUGGAGGCCGGUGUCUAAACCGGUGCAGUCGAACUUCGUCAGUCUUUCCAUGGAGUAUUCGAGCUCAAGUAUACACUUUGCGUUCGAGAAUAAUCGAACUUCGCCGAGAAUAGAAGAGCUUUUGGAAUUGCUCAAGGUGGAAAAGGGUGAACGACCCACAUAUAUACGUGUUGGAGGGAAUUCGGUAAUGAAACUGGAAUAUGCGGGCUCUAAAUACAAAUACCCAGACUACGUAUACGUUGAAAAGGCUAUCGAAAAUGAUACACUAAUAGCGUUAAAAGACCACGGCAUGAGAUCAGGUGACAAGUAUAUCUUGGCACUACCAAUGAUGGAGCCGGAUCCUAAAUAUGCAGUCGAAUUUGGGGAAGCGAUCGUAGACAUAUUCGGCGGCACGGAUAUGAUCCACGCCCUUGAGAUGGGCAAUGAACCUGACCACUGGGGUGAUAACAAAGAAGACAAGGUCAACCUACUCAGGAAACGACCUCACUACGAAUUCAAAGGACACGGACGAAUCGCCUUUAAAGAUUAUCUGGAGGAAGUAACCGGCGUCAUGUUACCUGCACUCAGUAAAAGCAAUGUUCUCAAGAAGGUGGGACUGCAGAGCCCAGCUAUCGCCGGUUCCAAUACGAACACGUGGCCUCAUUGGAACGACAAUCUCUUAAACAUGCACAAUGGAAUGAAGGAAGCCAUGGACAAAGCACAGAUGACCACCUCCGAUUCGAAGCCGAUUACAGCAUUUCAUCGGUACGGCAUGUCUGGCUAUUCUGUGCGGUCGUCUAUGGAAACCUUUAUGGCUGAUCCACCGACUGACGGUGCUGAUGAGUCGCGGAAUACAAUGGAAUGGAUUGGCAAGAUGGCUAACCAAAUCGAAGAAAAAGGCGGCGAGUUUGUGCACGGCGAAGGGAACACUGUUACAGGCAGCGGCCGCUCCGUCCUAAAAGGUCUGCGAGGCAUAGACCGAAGUUACGAAGCAGGUGUUUGGAUGUUCAACAAUCUGUUGGAACUUGCGAGCCGGAAUGUCACCCGUAGUCACGUACACGGUGUGUGCGGCUCCUCCUUUGCACCUUUGUACGUACCGUACCUUUAUCAGGACAAAGAUGAACCCGACUUUGAAAGACUCCGGGUAACCCCCAUUUAUGGUGGGAUGUACUUCUUCAACCGCCUGCUGGACGGUGGCAAGGACGCGAUGCGCAUUUCAGUACCAAGUGCGUAUAUUGGCCCAUCCGUGGGCAAUCCCCCAAAUGCCUCAGACCCCGUGGGCGUGAGCCCGUUCUACAAGCACUACCACAUACAGAACGUGGCUACGGAAAAACAGUCGCUGGUCUAUAUCCACAAGGAUCCUACUGAAAACGCCGCGUGGAUGAAAAUUGAGAUUCCGAAGAGCUUCUGUCCCUCUCAGAAGACACUAGCGGUACAGCGCAUGACAAAGCAGAAGAGAAGCGAGGCUACCAGCAACGCGUUCGACCAAUUCACGACAAAUCUAAAUGGAAUUUGGUUCGACCAUGAAGCGGCACAAUACGGAUCGCUGAAUAAGGAAACCGUCACUCUGAAUGAUAAUACGAAGCUUUGGCACAUCAAUAUGGAACCUCUCACUGCCGUGGUGGUGAUCUGUGACUCACUUAUGGUAACUUCAGAAAGACAGGAUACUAUUUUAUCAGACGAUAGUAUAAAAACUCGGCUGGUGGUCGCAGAAAGUGAUUCGGAGAAGGUCAAAGAGUUGAAGAAGAGGCUGCAGGUCUACUUCGAUUCUGAGCUGGACGACGCGACUGAAGGUGAGAGUGACCCGUUGGAGAUACAAGACGGAGACUCGUCUGAAAUGCAGGACUUGAAGGAGACAUUGCGUGAGUGGUUGCAGGCGGAUAUGGAUGAAAACCAGAACGUAGACUCUGUCGAUGCUUAAAUGUCUACGUCUAUUCGGCUCGAUACUCUUUGAGGCGCGGGUGUGGAGAGCUUCUACACGAUGUGAUCACCUUUGAUAGUCCAUGUAUACGUAAAUGUAGCCUUGGAGAUAUUGGAAGGCAAUGGCGAAGCAAGAUGACUACAAAGGCUCGAUGACGUAUGAUAAGAGACAGAUAGGGCUGAGCAGUAGAGUGAAGAGCCGAACUCCUACCCGCAUACAACAUAUAUACUCUAUACCGUGUAUACUAUACAAUCAGCUGGAUUGACACGUGCAGGGCACGUGCAGCGAGUGCAAACGCGACGAGAUAAAAAGUUGCACUGGCUGCGAUAUAAUAGCAAUAAUAAGAAACAGGGGUGAUAGCCGUUGCGAUACGCGUGACUAAUAAACAAUCAACACGC